This is a messenger RNA of Drosophila guanche, 1142 nucleotides long. RefSeq lists its product as uncharacterized. NCBI's taxonomy places the organism in Eukaryota, Metazoa, Arthropoda, Insecta, Diptera, Drosophilidae. Bases 48 to 917 code for a protein of 289 amino acids. The transcript has a single exon. The record is from RefSeq and is a predicted model, not a curated record.
UGGAGCCUCCAAGCCACAACAAAGAUUGCCCUUGUUCGCUGCAAGAAAUGCACAAGAGAAACGCUGGAGACACCCCAGCAACAUCGACAAUCUCUCAAGAGGGAAACAAAUUCGAAACUCGUGCCAGCUCCACUCAGUCAGAUGACAGUCAAGGGUCACAAGGGUUGAUGGACGAAUCCCAAAGCAUUGAGUCAACUCAAACUUUAGGACAACAUUCCCAGGAAAGUAGUGGGUCAAGCUUGUGCCAGUUCUGUAGAGAUAGAGAUCUUCCCUUGCUAGACCAUGUGGUCACCGAGGCAUUUGAUCUAAUUGGCAGUCGACCCCUUGAUCGAAUUGUAAUGACUGUACUUCUACGGGAGGACAAUCUUUACCAUGUGAACAUCCGCGAGCUGGGCACCGGCUUUGUUGUAGGCUGCUUGCUAGCAAACGAUGCGGCUAUCGAGGAAGCCAUCAGUCUGGGCCUGUUUGAGCAAAUCCUUACAUUUUGUGUGACAGAUGUGCGUAGCACGAUUAAGCCCAAGGAUGGGCCUUUUGCCAUACACUUUGAGCUCAUAGAAAAACGCGAAAACGGCGGCGGCUUUAAUAAGGAGACAGCCGAAACUAAGAAAGUCCAGAAAUUUGCCACUCAAGUGCUGGGUCUGAAUAUUGGAUAUGUUAGUCUUCUUUUCUCUCUAACUAAUGCUAUCAAAAUGGACAAGCAAGCGUCUGAUUGCAACUUUAGGCCGCCUUCUGGUUUCCCAGCUCAAGUGAACAGAGACCCAGGAGAGUUGUUCAGUUCUAGAUUGAUAUUAAUUGACAAUGUAGAGAAUUAUUCAACUCGUAGUUGCACAGACUCAGAAGGAAGAGAUAAUUUAGGCUCGUCAUCUAGUCUGUUCCUGCGCAUUGUGACUGGUAGGGCGGAUCGUGAAGAACAUUAAAUUGGAAAAUUAUAUCGGACCAACUUUCGAUGGAAUAGGAAGGCUGUUGCACAAUAAGUAAAGUAAAUAACUAAACAUAUCGUUAUAGUCGCAACAUUUUCGUGUUCUAUUGCCAAUGCAAUAAUGCAUUUACAAAUGCUCUCCAGUGAGUUAGUAAUUACCAGGACAACUGUGCCGGGAUCCAUCGAAAUAUGCCCUGAAAAAAAUAUGAUAUUGUUAAACUUA